Molecule: messenger RNA, 2421 nt
Organism: Ustilago hordei
Lineage: Eukaryota; Fungi; Basidiomycota; Ustilaginomycetes; Ustilaginales; Ustilaginaceae
Exons: 1
Coding region: 1-2421 (806 amino acids)
Cellular component (GO): nucleus; HULC complex
Molecular function (GO): metal ion binding; ubiquitin protein ligase activity
Source: RefSeq, a predicted model, not a curated record
AUGCUGCAAUCCAUGUCAGGCACAGAAGACCGAAAGCGAUCUUUGGUCGCUGGUGCCGAAGACGGUCCCCGAAAGCGCUUACAUUCGGACGAGACCAGGCAACGCGGCUCUGCAACUCCUGCCGACGAUGACGAUGACGAGGACCAAGAGGCUCUUCAUCCAGCUUAUGCUGGCCUCGAAGCUUUCAGGAAGGAGGCCAUCUAUCGUAAACUGCUAGAGGCUAGAAGGGACCUUCAGCGCAUUCAGCGCAAAGCAGGAACGUUUCAGGAUCAUCUUGCAGUUUCCGAGCAGCGUGCUGCCGUCCUCCACCGUUUCUGGAGCCUCCUUCUCACAGAUCUUGCGGCUCGACUAGCUGUUCAGGAUCAGGAUGCAUUCGCAUCGCUCUCAUUCGAUUCCACGACUGAUGUCCCAACCUUGGAGAAGCAGCUUCAACAACAGUUGGCUAUCGUUCUUCAAUCGCUCUCCAAGCAGAGCGAGGUGAAUGUAGACGAGUUGCAGCAAAAGUUCCACGACCUGGCAGAGGAAGCCUCACGCCACAAGCAGGACCUUUUCCUCACGCAGUCCAAGUUGCAGAGAGCGGAAGAUGCGCUCGGUCACGCUACAGAGAAGCUUUCCAAAGUAGAGCACGAGUACGUUCGCUACCAGAGCAAUCUCUUGCGCGCCACAGAGGGAAAGCCGACAGUACCGGACGGCACCACUGUCACCGCUGCCGAACCUGCUGCAAGUGCUGACAAGUCUAGCGAAACCACUGUCAAGACGGAGCCCACGUCAUCACUCGGUACAGAGAACGCUGCCGAGUCUUCUGAAGCCUUGCAGAAGGCGAGGGACGAGCUCGAGUCCGCACGCCAGGAUGUUGAGCUCACACGGCGAGAGAGCGACUCAAGAUACGCCGAGAUCCAGACCCUCAACGAAGAGCUCAAGGCGCGCAUGUACAAGCUUCACCAGACGCAGACCAAGUUGAACAGUCUACCGGAAGAGGUCCUGGUCAACUCUGCGCUUUAUCGUGAGCUUCAGAGCUCCCUGCGUCACGCACAGCAAGAUUUGCAGAGCACCAGAGAAGCCAUGCAUUCUCUCGAGGCCGAGGCUGAUGCAUUGCGCGAAGGCCGGGCCACCUUCCAGCAGACUGUCGAAGCAGAAGCAAGCACCAGGACCGAGGAGCUGGAGAAGAUCGUCAAGGCAAAAGAGGCAGAUGUCACUCGCUUGCGCAGUCAGCGUGAUGAACUCAACGCCGAGCUCACUGAACGUCGUUCCCGCGAGCAGGUCAAGUUCACGCAGAUCGAAGAGAUGAAAGCGUUGCUCAACAGCAAGGAGGAGCGUCUGACAUUGCUCAGCAGCCAAGUGCGACGUCUGCGAAUAACUGUCGCCGCAUUCCAAGGCCAGUCAGUCGGCGUAGCCACGCUGGUCAAGAGCGAGUCGGAGCAGGACCAGUUCGAGGAGCUCAGUCGAGCGGCUCAGGAAGCACAAGCACGUGUAGCUGAGCUCGAGAAGCGACUUGGUACAAACGGCGCUCCCAACGGGGUGGAGACCACUCAAGUCAAGAGCGAGGAAGGAGGCGAGGCUGGGUCCAGCGAGAGCGAGCUCCGAGCGGAGAACGAACGAUUAAGACUGUCGCUACAAGCUGCAGAGGCAUCUAGCAAGGCUGUGGAUGACGAGUUAGAAAAGAUCAGCGCUGCCUACGCCGAUUUGGAAAGGCAAGCUUCUGUCAAGGUCACCGAUGUGAGCCGCUUGGAAGAGAAAGCGCUGCGAUGGGUGACAGAAAAGUCAAAAGCAGACAACAAGUACUUCUCGACGAUGCGCGUCAAGGAAAGCAUCGAGGCAGAACUCAGGACAGCCAAGCAGCUUAGCGAGAGGCAGCAGAAGACGAUCGAGAUGCACACCGAGGCAGAGCGCAAUUUUGCAACACAGUUGACUCUGCAUGACAAACAGGUCAACAUCUUCAAAAAGGCGACCGAAGAGCACAGCCAACGGAUCGAGGCGCUACAGCGCGAACUUGAGCAAGCCAAGGCACGUUCGGAAGAUGUGGCACGGGUCAAUGCAGCAAGCAGCGCCUCAGCUAAAGAGCUGAUAGACGCAGCCAGCACUGAGAAGGAUCAACGGAAGCGAGCGGAAGAACGCAUCGUGCGGCUGGAAAAGGACUUGGAAAGCGCCAAACGUCAAGUGGCCAAGGCGGCGGCCUCUGCUGCCAAGAACAAGGGACGUCGCGAGUCGGAAGUAGGAGACGGUGGAGACAAGGAUGCACUUCAAGCUCUAUUGCAGUGUUCUUCGUGCAAGGAACGAUACCGCAACCGUAUCUUGACCAAGUGCUAUCACACUUUUUGCUCGGUGUGUAUCGAUGCACGAGUCUCGACACGCCAGCGCAAGUGUCCUCACUGUGGUCUGGCCUUCGCCGUGAGCGACGUACAACCUCUCUACCUGCAGUGA